GUAGCGUGGUCACGUGAUGUGAUGUUAUGUUUUUAUGAGCAUUGCAUUGGAGUAAAAAUCGAUGUUAAAAAGCUGUCUUCGUUAUGUUAGUCUUUAUCUUUUAGUCCAAUAAUUCUCGGGCUAUUUAUAAUGCAAAGUUACCGAAUAAUUUAUGGCUGGACUAUAAAAACUACGCAUUCCAUCAAUGCCAUAGAUGGAUGGGCCGUGAGUACAGAAUAAGUGAGGGUGUCAUCGUCAAGCCAAUCGUUAUGGAAUCUAGUGAACAGCAAACCGUAUGGGUGAAGACGGAGUCGAACGAUGUCACAGAAGACAAGCCUUCGGGGUCUGCUGUGGUUAUUAAACUAGAACCCAUAGAGGGGGGCUUGAGCGAUUCAAAUGUGCCCGGUGUGCUGCAGCCUCACGAUCUGGUGUUUACAAAACACAUGUGCAUUAAAGUCGAAGCGGAGUUCGUAAAGGAUGGGGAGGGACAGGACGCAGGAGGAAACGAGACAGCAGAUCUUUGCGAGAACGAGGCAGGCCCGUGCGAGAACGAGACGGCAGAAGGUGAACCGCAAGAGAAAGAACCACGUCGUGAGGCUCAAACCUCUGCAGCUGCAGAAAAACCUCAUCAUUGUGUCACUUGUCAAAAGAAAUUCUGGUCUUCGAGCGAUUUGAAGAGACACCAGCGGAUUCAUAGUGGCGAGAAACCUUACACGUGUGACAUUUGUCAAAAAACGUUUGUGCACCGGAACUCCUUAAAGUUUCAUACGAGAACCCACACCGGUGAAAAACCUUACCCCUGCGCUGUAUGCGAUAGACGGUUCGCGCAAUUGUGCCAACUGAAGAAACACGAACGAUGCCACACAGGCGAGAAACCGUUUUCCUGCAAAAUCUGUGAUAAGCAAUUCACGCAAGCGGACCAUCUCAGGACGCAUGAGCGAAUACACUCUGGUGAGAGACCUUAUGUAUGUGAUAUAUGUCAAAAGCGUUUUACACAAUCGAGCGCGUUGAAUUUGCAUAAACGUAAUGUCCACACUGCAGAAUCGUAUCACUGUGAUAAAUGUAUAAGAAAGUUUGCGCAAUUAGAUGCGUUGAAAGAACAUGAAAAAGUUCAUACGGAUGAAAAGAGGUUUUCCUGUGAUAUUUGCAGAAAAAAAUUCAAGCAAUUAUGUCAAUUGAAUAAUCAUAUUCGAAGUCACACCGGUGAAAAGCCCUACGACUGCGAAACGUGUCAAAGAAAAUUUGCCCGUUUAGUAUAUUUGAAGAGACACGAAGAACGAGUACAUAAGGAAGAAAAACCGUAUUCCUGUGAAGUCUGUAAAAGAUUAUUUUCAGAUUCGGGCAAUUUGAAGAAACAUGAGCGCAUUCACACUGGCGAAAAACCAUAUUCGUGCGAUAUUUGUAGCAAAAUAUUUGCAGCGUCGGGUAGCUUAAAACACCAUAAACUAAUUCAUACAGAAACAAGUAGAUGUUGACUACAUGUGUCAUUUCUACUAUUUACAACUUCAUAAUCUGGAACAGGACCGCUGUCAAAUCCGUGUGCAGAGAAAUCCGUUUUCAAGCGCCAUCGGCACCAACUUUAAUGAGGGCUACCGUUUUUGUGCUCACCAGUUGGCGCCGCUGUAGAUGUAGUUCCAGAAAAACAGAUCUCAAAAUUCUUCUAUGCUUAUUUUUAUAAAAUCGAUACGUUCUAAUAUACACAGGUAUUUCAACGUCUAAAUGUGUCAUUUUUACAACCUCUUUAAUUUUGCAUAUAUUUUAGUUGGCACUUUUUUUAAACCACUAUCAUUUAUUGAGCUAUAUCUAUUGUUUACCAUGAUUAAUCAAAGAUGGGCUAAGAUUUACCACAAUUAUGAAUAAGGAGUGAACAUUCCCAAUAAAAAAGCUUGAAACCCUCCCAAACUUUUAUCCAGUUGACAUUUUGAAAGAUCUCCAUCUACACUAGCGCCCCUAGCGGCGAAAUUAAGCGCGGUAGCCCUCAUUUUGUUCUAAAUACUAUACUACCGGCAGUUUGAAUAGAUUAGACUGUUGUCCGAAUGGACACAGAAUAAAUAAUAGUACUAGGUACAGAAGAUUCACUCUCUAACAAAACGCGACUAUUACGACAGAUAUGACCGCUAGGUGGAGCAUGCGCAAACAGGCGUCCGUUCCGUAGCGGUGCGCGGCAAUCACUAUGGCUAGACCUCAGAACUGGGGGCGGCCGCAUGUACUUGUAGCGCCGUGGCGAAAUCGCGGAGUGAGCCACGUCUGGAAUGGAUCCAAAUGCUCCCAUGAGUACAAGGGGGCACGAAAACACGUUACAAAAUUGUUUAAGGAAUAAUUUUCCUUAAAAAAAAUUCAUUUAAAGUUAAAACAACAAUCAUUUAACUGAGGCAAAUCGUAUUGUCUUCAAAAUAUUCUCCUUUGGCGUUAAUACAUAGACGCAAACCUUUAUUAAAAUUAAACAAUAUAUACAACAAAGAUAGGGCGAAACUCUGCCCAGGGGGCGCCACUACCACAGUCUGAGGGUGUAUCGCAUAACAAGAAAAUCGAAAUUUCGUUAUCUAACAUCUCUGUCACUUGCAUAUUCGAGCGAUAAAGAGGCAGAUAGCGAAAUUUCGGAUUCGCGUUUCCCGGUAGGUCCUCUGUAUGCAAACCGCCUUGAUGCAUCAAUGUCAUAUUUUAUUGUGUCUGAAAACUUGUCAAUAAACUGUUAAAGGCACAGUAUGUAUAAGUUACUCUAUGGUUUACUAAAUGGACUAGUGCUGCACUCUGGUGGCAGAACAUUGCAGUAAUACCCCCUACUGUCAAUGUAUUUUUGGCCAUCCUGACUAAAUUAGCCAUGCUGACUAAUAAGUAAUAGAUCCACUACCAGUGGGGCGACACUCCUCGUUUCGGGCAAACUCGGCUCCGUUCGGCUCAGCAAUUAUUAGGGUUGGCACAACUUGACGUCCCUUUGCUUGCACGACCACAGGUAAGAUAACGACUUGAUUUUUGACAACCCUAUAUAGCCGAAAGGGAUAGUGCCAUACAUUAGAGAGGGACAGCAUGAUUAUACUCUGAAUCGCGAUCAAAAUUCGGUUUUGUAGGAAGUUUCUUUUCUGUACGGUAGUACUAUUACUUAUUCCGUUCUACUACUAAUAAUACG
Messenger RNA from Cydia strobilella, 3106 nucleotides. Its product is annotated as zinc finger protein 501-like. The transcript is spliced from 4 exons. Bases 198 to 1454 code for a protein of 418 amino acids. Gene Ontology annotation, cellular component: nucleus. Gene Ontology annotation, molecular function: RNA polymerase II cis-regulatory region sequence-specific DNA binding; DNA-binding transcription factor activity, RNA polymerase II-specific. NCBI's taxonomy places the organism in Eukaryota, Metazoa, Arthropoda, Insecta, Lepidoptera, Tortricidae. The record is from RefSeq and is a predicted model, not a curated record. Gene Ontology annotation, biological process: regulation of transcription by RNA polymerase II.